Benincasa hispida (wax gourd) is the source of this 969-nucleotide messenger RNA. Its product is annotated as pathogenesis-related thaumatin-like protein 3.5. The record is from RefSeq and is a predicted model, not a curated record. Lineage: Eukaryota; Viridiplantae; Streptophyta; Magnoliopsida; Cucurbitales; Cucurbitaceae.
CUUUUCAACUUUCUUGCAUCAUCAUAUCAAAAUAAAGUUCAGCCCUAUAUACACACCCCAUUAUGCCUCCAUUUUCUCUUUUUUUCUUCCUUCUAAUCCUUUUUUCAUCGGGAGGGAGAAUAUCGGAGAGCGCCCGAGUAUUCACCAUAAUAAACAACUGCAAAGAAACAAUCUGGCCAGGAAUAACCCCGGGAGAGAGUUUCAACGGCGGUGGUUUCGCACUAAAACGCGGGCAAUCCAUCGUUUUCAACGCGCCAGUCGGAUGGUCGGGCCGGAUAUGGGGUCGAACCGGUUGCAAUUUCGACAAUGACGGGAAUGGAGAAUGCCAGACCGGAGCCUGUGGAACUUCUCUGAAAUGCGGCGCGUCAGGAAAGACACCAGCGUCCCUGGCGGAGUUCACUCUGGCGGCGCUGGAUUUCUACGACGUGAGCCUGGUGGAUGGGUUCAAUUUGCCGAUGGCAAUAAGACCGAUAAACGGGACGGGAAAGUGCGGCGUGGCGGGUUGUGAUAAGGAUCUGAGACCUGAAUGCCCGAAGGAAUUGGCAGUAAAAUCGAAGGGGAAAGUGGUGGCGUGCCGGAGUGCGUGCGAUGUGUUUGAUAAAGAUGAGUAUUGUUGCAGAGGAGUUUACGGGAAUCCGGUGACUUGCCGGCCGACGUUUUACUCGAAGAAGUUUAAGGAUGCUUGUCCCACGGCUUAUAGUUAUGCUUAUGAUGAUCCCACAAGUAUUUUCACUUGCUCUGCUGCUGAUUAUGUCAUUACCUUCUGCUCCAACAGGAAUCAGCCGGUGUGUACUUACCAUAACCACAAGCUGGUUUGCAGUGGAUCAAACAGCUUGAAAUCCUUUGUCGGAGGACGGUGGUCUCUUCCAAUGGCGGCUUUUUUAUUUCUCAUCAAUUCAUGGCUUAUUUUUCAACUUUGAGGCUCCAUAUUUUUCACAUUAUUUGAUUAUCUACCUUUUUUUUUUUUUU